Molecule: messenger RNA, 9261 nt
Organism: Loxodonta africana (African savanna elephant)
Lineage: Eukaryota; Metazoa; Chordata; Mammalia; Proboscidea; Elephantidae
Gene: OCRL
Product: OCRL inositol polyphosphate-5-phosphatase
Exons: 23
Coding region: 4174-6771 (865 amino acids)
Biological process (GO): signal transduction; phosphatidylinositol dephosphorylation
Cellular component (GO): cytoplasm; membrane
Molecular function (GO): phosphatidylinositol-4,5-bisphosphate 5-phosphatase activity; inositol phosphate phosphatase activity
Source: RefSeq, a predicted model, not a curated record
AACCACCAGAUCCCACAGAGAAGGGAGCUUGCCAUUACCCCCACCCCCAAACCGCGACCACCCUGCCACCCUCCUGCCACCGAGGCCACGCGGGCAACAGGUUCAGGUACAGGUGUGAAGCGCGAGUGCUCUGUAACGACGGGGCUGUGCCCUGAAUUUCCAAGCAGCUAGCUUGUGCCAGGCAGUGUGGCUUAGUGGGAGGACUCAGUGGGCAGGGAAGCAGGAAGCCUGGGUUCUUAGUUCCUGUCCCUGCAAACUGACAUGUGUUGUGUAACCUUGGGUAAGUCAAUAAAGCUUGCUUAGUGUCCUCAUCGCUUAAGUAAAAAUAUGAACUGCCUUACCUUAUAGCCUUUGGAGUUAUAACUAGAGGAAUAAUUAAUAAAUGGGGAAGUGUUUUACAAAAACUUAAAGCGCUAUAGAAUUGCUGCACUACAAAAGUUAAAGACUUGCCUUUUCUUAACCCCAUUCAACUGGUUCCUCCAGUCUCCCCAGCCCCCAUCCCACCAAAUUCAAAACCUUUCAACUCACUCUAAGGAAUGCAGAGUCAUUAGUUCAGUAAUAGUUUUGUGGAGGCCUCACACAUUGAGAGAGAAAGGGUAAUGAAAUCUGUAGAAGUGUAAAUGACAUUUGACAUUUUAUCAGUGUGUGUCAUCUUGCAGUUUGCACAUAGGAGCUCAGUAAAUACUGGUGAUGGAUUGAUGAAAAGUUUUUUUUUUAAUUACUGUAGCUGUUGAUCUCACUCCUUUGCUACUAACGCCUCAUCUCCAAAGUAUCCAUGGUGAGACCACAACAUAUCAGAGGCCCCUAUCUCUGUGCGCCCAAGUCACCUCCUGUAGGUGCCCACUGGUUUCUUGAUGUCAGAUUUCUCCUGAGGUUAAGUGUCGACCCCUUGAACCCUGCCAUCUCCCAAUAUUGGAUUCUGCCUAAAAACAAUUUCCCUCAGCCCCCACUUUCAGAAUCUCCAGACUCAGUCUGUGUCUGGCUAUCUAAUUUACACAGAAAAAAUGUCCACUGGCCUAGCCUGUCCUCUUCUGAGACUAUUAGAACCACUUUAACUGGACAUCAUCUGGUUCUGUGAAGUAGCUCUUCCCUGGGCCCUGCUUGGUCAUUUCUGUUGAUGUGGGAAAUUCAUGUUAUUUUUCCAGUUUCCGCAAACCCUGGAAGACCAGUUUAAUAAACUAAGUUCAACAGAAAAAUGGACUAAAACCUGGAAUACCACUGCCACUUCCAAAGGCUAAGAUGGGGUGAAGAGAACAAUGGAUGUGGAAUCCACAGACCUGGGUUGAAUUCUCAGUUGUGCCACUUUUGAAAUGUGACCUUUGAGCAAACCAGGAAAUGUUUUGUGCCUCAGUUUCCUCUUCUGUAAAAACAAGAUUAUGGGGAUUAAAUCGAAUAGCUCCUUAUGGAAAUGACCACAGUCUAGGAUCUGGUGUCUUGGUUUUGUAGGGUUGGAACUCUGUUCAGCUAAUAAGCGACUGAGCAGCUGGCCUUGAGAUAAAUAAGCGCCUCAUCCUAUCGGAGCUCUGAUACUAGAAGUACUCUUAAACUCACAACAGGUAGCUCUCCUGACUAUUUGUAUCUUCUUCACGGAGAAAUCAAAUUCUUGUGUUCUAAUUCUGUAUAAGGUAUUAUAGCAACAACCAACAUUUAAUGGCUCAAUAUGUUCAAAGCACUUUUGACAAAUCAGUUCAUUUGACCCUCAUGUGAGGAUUAUGAUGAAAUAGCAAGAUGAUGAUCAUCAUCCCCCUUUUAUAGGUAUAGAAAUUGAGGUACAGAGAGAUUAAGUCACUUCUUCAUAGGAAGUAUCAUAGCUGAGUUCUGAACCUCUGCAACAUAGCUCUGCUGCCCCAGUUCGCAACUGCUACUCCAUGCCUCCUCCCAGCUACGUAGGGAGGCUUGACUCUCAAUCAGUAACCUAUCUCAGAAAUACAUUAUCUGAGUAGGUUUUUGAAAAUCAUUCCCUGGAGACCCCCUAAUACCAUAAUACUAUCUAUAAUCUCAAAUUCAAGUCUUUUGGGUGCCUUCUCUGACUUGGGUAGCCAGAAUUUUUUCAUUUUUAUUUUUUUUACUUUGGGCCUUUUUAUCCUAUAUUUUGAAGCCUAUCUUAAUCUUCAGGGCUGUAGCUCUUGCUUGCAACCAUAAAAAACCAAAACCAAACCAAGUGCCGUCGAGUCAAUUCCAACUCAUAGCGACCCUAUAGGACAGAGUAGAACUGCCCCAUAGAGUUUCCGAGGAGCGCCUGGGGGAUUUGAACUGCUGACCCUUUGGUUAGCAGCCGUAGCACUUAACCACUACGCCACUGGGGUUUAGGAGAACUUUAUUUGAGAGGCCAAAAUUACAGUUAAAAAGGUUUUUGGAAAUGGGGAAUCAAACACUAGGGUUCAGUUUUUUUAAGGAUAAUAGGUUACGAUAGAAGCUGUUGGUUCACCUUAAACCUUCUUUGAACAAAUCAAAGAAGGCAUUUUUCUCCUAGGGAUAGUGCUGAGUUGACACAGUUUGUCCAACACUCUUCUGCUUGAAACUACCAAAUUCUGAUUCCAUUGUUUUGCCAUAUACCUUUUUGUAAAAAAAUCCUUUUCUGAAAUGAAUGAUUAUGUUUAGGUAGAAUUUUCAUGCUUAUUUUUAGCCUUAGUCAUUCACCAUAGUUUGUUUAGUGACUAACAUGUAGUAGAUAUUCAAUAAAUGUUUGUGGCAUUAACUUAAAUUCCCAGUUUCUUCAUUUUGUGAUGGUUUUUAACAUUACAGUCUAGUUGAAACUUUCUGCUAAUGUCCAACACCAUUUCUAGGCUACAUUAUUUAUUUUGAGAUUACGUAUAUCGGUUUAUGUUAAUUUUCCUUAAAGUAAGCUCUUCCUCCUUGACCCUUGAUUUAUAAUCCUUUUAUUUAGUUUCUGGUCUCCGUCUUGGUUUACAGGGCUCUUUUUUUUUUUCUGAUGGAAUUAUGAAUUUUCCAGGUUGAAAAAGUCCUACCCCAUUUUUUCCAAUCACCUUAAAAUGCAAAUUAGCCAAAUUAGGCAAACAAGAUCAUAAUACAAAGACAGCAUUAGUACUUUUAUUUCUUUUAGUUAUAUCUAAGCAACCCUUUCCCCAGGCUAUCCCCUUCAAAAUUAACACAUUUGGAAGAAAAAUCAAAAAGCUAAAACAAUAAUCCCCCCAAAAGACAACAAAAUAGAAACCACAACCUUCCAAACAAAUAUUUUUAAUGCCAGAUGUUGAACAGUCAUAUUUAAAAAUUAGCCUCUGUUUAUAGCUUAACUAAGCUAGUUCAUUUAUUCAACAAAUAUUUAUUGAACACCUACUAGGCAGGAGAGAAAACUGACAAAACUGAAUAUGAUAGCGUCCUUGCUUUCAAGGAGCUCAAAUCAGUGAGGGGAAAUAGAUAUAUCUGUAACAGAGUGUGGGGAAAUAGAACUAUAAAUAACAUACUGUACUAGAGGGGCAAGGAAAGGAGACGAAGCCACCAGCUCUGCUUGGGGAUGUGGGGAAAAGCUUCACCAAAAAAAAAGGAGGUGAUAUUUGAGCUGGGCCUUGAAGGAUAAGUAGAUGUUCUCCAGGAAAAAAAGAGAGGAGCAUUUCUGGCAAAAAGAAGCACUUGAAGAGUGCUCAACUUUGGGGAAGCUAGGAGACCUUCAGGAUGACUGUUUACCAGUAGAUUAUACCUUGAUUCUGGGCCACUAAGGAUAAGUAAUAAAUGAAAAUUAAUCUUUCAGGAGUACAUAUGGAUUUUAGAAGUCUUGCAUUUCACACUGGGGAGUCAAGUUCAGUAAUCCCUAUUUAGAAAUACCAGCAUAAAGUUGAAAACCGAAGUAAAAACACAGGAGAUACGAAGUCAGCCUGGUUGUGAUAUCUGUUACCUUGCUGGUCACUAGGGUUAUUUGGACUGAUCUGGUGGGCUGGGCACCUUCUGUUCUCCAUGAACUUGCAUGCUUGUUUGAAGAAAUUGAACCAUUCUUUGGUAAAAAGCUAUAGGAGUAUGACUGGAAAGCUAAUAUAUGAAUUUUCUAUUUCAUUCAUUCAACAAACAUGAGCAACUGCUACGUGCUAGGUACUGUGCUGGGUGCUAGAAAUACUGUGGUGAGAAGACAGACACAGUCCCUGAACUCAUGGAGUUCACAUCUCGCUGUUAGUUCUUCACUCUGGUGUGCAUACUCUGAAGGCGUGUCAUCUAUAACUCAUGCUCUUAAAAUUGUUAAUAAUCCAGUUGCAUGAAAAGGAACAGCACGUUCAAGAUAUCAUUCCUAUAAAUAGCCACUUUAGAUGUGUUCAAGAAGCGGAAGAAACUCUUUUGAUUGACAUAGCUUCAAACAGUGGCUGCAAAAUUCGGGUUCAGGGGGACUGGACCAGAGAGCGCUGCUUUGAAAUCCCUAAUGAGGAACACUGCUCGAAGUUCCUCUCAGAGGUUCUUGCUGCUCAGGAAGCUCAGUUACAGCUUCUUGUUCCAGAGCAAAAGGACUCAUCCAGCUGGUACCAGAAAUUAGACACUAAAGACAAACCUGGGUUUUCAGGGCUUCUUGGAUUUGAGGAUAACUUUUCAUCUAUGAAUUUGGACAAGAAAAUCAGUUCACCAAAUCCACCUACAGGGACUCAUCGGGAGCCCCCACCCCCACCCACUUCUGUCAAUAGAAUGUUUCCACGUGAAAAAGAAGCCACUAACAAGGAGCAGCCCAAGGUAACCAACACCAUGCGGAAGCUCUUUGUACCAAGUAACCAGUCUGGGCAGCGGGAGGGUCUCAUCAAACAUCUCCUGGCAAAGCGUGAGAAAGAUUAUGUCAACAUUCAGACUUUCAGAUUUUUUGUUGGAACUUGGAACGUGAAUGGUCAGUCUCCAGAUAGCGGAUUAGAACCUUGGCUCAACUGUGAUUCGAAUCCUCCUGAUAUCUACUGCAUUGGAUUCCAAGAGCUGGACUUGAGCACAGAAGCCUUUUUCUAUUUUGAAUCCGUGAAGGAACAAGAGUGGUCCAUGGCUGUAGAAAGGGGUUUGCAUCCUAAAGCCAAAUAUAAGAAAGUUCAACUAGUCCGCCUUGUUGGGAUGAUGCUCCUUAUAUAUGCCAGAAAGGACCAGUGGCGGUAUAUCCGUGAUGUUACUACAGAAACAGUUGGAACUGGGAUCAUGGGGAAAAUGGGAAACAAAGGUGGAGUAGCUGUGAGAUUUGUAUUUCACAACACUACAUUUUGCAUUGUCAAUUCUCACCUGGCUGCUCACGUGGAGGACUUUGAGAGAAGAAAUCAAGAUUAUAAGGACAUUUGUGCGCGAAUGAGUUUUGUGGUCCCAAAUCAGACCCUCCCUCAGCUGAACAUCAUGAAACAUGAUGUUGUCAUUUGGUUGGGAGAUUUGAACUAUAGACUUUGCAUGCCUGAUGCCAAUGAGGUGAAAAGUCUUAUUAAUAAGAAUGACCUUCAGAGACUCUUGAAAUUUGACCAGUUAAAUAUUCAGCGUACACAGAAAAAAGCUUUUGCUGACUUCACAGAAGGCGAAAUUAAGUUUAUUCCCACUUAUAAGUAUGACUCUAAAACAGAUCGAUGGGAUUCCAGUGGGAAAUGUCGGGUCCCAGCUUGGUGUGACCGAAUUCUUUGGAGAGGAACAAAUGUUAAUCAGCUUCGUUACCGGAGUCACAUGGAACUGAAAACCAGUGACCACAAGCCUGUUAGCGCUCUCUUCCAUAUUGGGGUGAAGGUUGUGGAUGAACGGAGGUAUCGGAAAGUCUUUGAAGAUAUUGUACGCAUCAUGGACAGGAUGGAAAAUGACUUCCUUCCUUCCUUAGAACUCAGCAGGAGGGAGUUUGUGUUUGCGAAUGUGAAGUUCCGGCAACUACAGAAGGAGAAGUUCCACAUCAGCAACAACGGACAGGUCCCCUGCCAUUUUUCUUUCAUCCCUAAACUUAAUGACAGCCAGUACUGCAAGCCGUGGCUUCGGGCUGAACCUUUUGAGGGCUACUUGGAGCCAAAUGAGACAGUAGACAUUUCCCUUGAUGUGUAUGUCAGCAAAGACUCUGUGACCAUCCUGAACUCAGGGGAAGAUAAGAUCGAAGAUAUUCUUGUCCUUCACCUGGAUCGAGGCAAAGAUUACUUCUUGACCAUCAGUGGAAAUUACCUCCCAAGUUGCUUUGGUACAUCUUUAGAGGCUUUGUGCCGAAUGAAAAGACCAAUUCGAGAAGUUCCUGUUACUAAACUCAUAGACUUGGAAGAAGACAGCUUCCUAGAAAAGGAGAAAUCUCUUCUGCAGAUGGUUCCCUUGGAUGAAGGUGCCAGUGAGAGACCCCUUCAGGUCCCCAAGGAGAUCUGGCUUCUAGUCGAUCACUUGUUUAAAUAUGCCUGCCACCAGGAGGACCUGUUCCAGACCCCUGGAAUGCAGGAAGAGUUACAGCAGAUCAUUGACUGCCUGGAUACCAGCAUUCCUGAGACAAUCCCUGGCAGUAAUCACUCUGUGGCUGAAGCGCUGCUCAUUUUCCUGGAAGCCCUGCCAGAGCCAGUCAUCUGUUAUGAGCUGUAUCAGCGAUGCCUUGACUCUGCCCACGAUCCCCGGAUCUGCCGGCAGGUGAUUUCGCAGCUUCCAAGAUGCCAUAGAAACGUUUUCCGCUACUUGAUGGGUUUCCUUCGGGAACUCUUAAAAUUCUGUGAAUACAACAAUGUCAGUGCCAACAUGAUUGCCACUCUCUUCACUAGUCUUCUCCUAAGGCCUCCACCAAACCUUAUGGCAAGACAGACUCCGAGUGACCGCCAGCGUGCUAUCCAGUUCCUUCUGGGUUUCCUGCUUGGGAACGAUGAAGACUAAUUCUCUUCCUCUUAACAGUUCUCCAAGAUUCCAGAGCUGGAAGAUCUUGGGCUCCAAGUGUUUCUGAGUGGUUUGAAAAGUUGUGCCGCACGAAGGGUCUAUUGCAGUUUCAGGGCCGUUGUCAUAAAAAGGUUUUGUUUAUGAUGCAGAAGGAAGAGAGUUUCCCAAUCCCUCCUCUUCCCCUUUACCAUAUCCUACACAGCAAAAUACUUCUAGACUUAUAUUGCCAAGCCAAAGUUACCAUAUUUUGGUGUGUUUGUGUUUUCUCCUUAUAAGGCAAAGAGAUCUGUAUUUACACUCCUUUACCUAGGGAUAUGUUCGUUGCCCUCCUACCCAGUCGUCAUGAUUGUCCUUUAGCACCCUAGGUCUAGGUUCUGAGAUGUUCCCACUCUAGGCCUACAAGCACUACUUGUUGUAGUUCAGACUUGUCUGUAACCCUUCACCUAAAGCACUUUUGGCCUACUCCCUCUUCGUAUCACUCCUUUGCACUCCACUCCUCUAGAACUAUCACUUCGAAGGAAGUCCGGGUUAGGCUAGCAACCCCUUGGGUGUCUUCAACAGUGAGUUAACUGUCUACAUGUGGUUGUUAAUGCAUUUCUGCAUUUCUACUACAGUAGUGUCUUCAUAUGUCUGUAACAUUGGCCUUUUCAUGGGUCUGCACUGGGUGGAACCGCAUUCUCUUAGAUCACAUUUAGUAUCAUAACUUCAGGGACUAUUGCAGAUAACGUCCCAUUCAUCUGGGAGAAUCACAAGCAGAAUGAAAGCAUUUUGAGUAUUUCAGGAGUGACAGUAUUCACGUUUGACAAGUCCUGCUUCCUCCUGUCCUUUUCUUGUUAUUCUUUGGAUGAUAAAAAAAAAAAAUCCAAGUGUCCGUGGAAGCCACCGGCUCUUAGAAAUCCACCUCCAGAGCAACACUUGCACCAUAGUGAGCAAGGGAGUCCGUACCUCAUGCUGUUCUCUCAGAUACACUGCUCCUUCCCACAGCAGGGGUAUUGAGGCUAACCCUUCCAGCCCCCUCUGCAGUCUCAUUCCAAGGGGCAGAUGUAGCCCCCUCCCUCAGCAGAGUCAACUCUAGGCUCUACAGCCAGCUCCUGCAAGUAGAGGGUUUAUAGACUCCCCUUGACUCCCACAGUCACCUUGUCCAGCGCUGUGUAAAGAGACUAUGGACAAUGGGACCAACCAAGUACCUUACUCUCCCACCCGAGACAACCCUCUGUGCUUUGUAUUUAUUCAAGCUUGGAGGGGCAACCUUUAAAAAAAAUUAAUCUAUGUUGGUUGGCAAACAAGCCACCAGUGCAAAACUGCCUGAUACAAUUGGCUUCCUCCUAACUUUCUUCCAUUUAAACCACUCUGUUAACACUAAAUCUGAGGAGCAUAACGUCCAGGCUCUGGGCAUGGUCUCAGGCAUUGACUCCAUGACAUGACUCUUCCAAUACAUCUAAGGAGAGGGGCGUGGGGAACAGCACCACUGAAUGGCCCUCCGAUUCUCCCGUCUGUUGAAGGUUGGGUUCUUUGGGGGAAGAAAAGGUACGUAUCUUGGAAUAUACUAGUGAAACCCUUUCCUGAUUGGGAGUUGGGGAAAUAGCAAUCGUUACCAAAAGCCAAAUAGCCGAAGAUCUGAUAAGUCGGGGGAUAGGUGUUGAACUUAGUUACUGGAUGACUGAGAAGAGUUUUGUCAUCUCCACUAGGCCAGAAAGUGAUGAUUGCAGAGGCAGAUUAUAGGUGCUGGGUCAAUGUAGUGACACAAAGACAGGGAAAUGCCCCUUCUAGGCAUGUUUGCUGGUGUGCUACCAAACUGGGGUCUUUGAAUGACCAGAGGUGUGGCUAGCGGGGGCUGUGUGCAGCACGUGUGCAGCUGUCCUUCUUCGUAUGGCAAAAAACACUAAGUUGCUUUACCGCCUCCACCUUCUUCCCAGCUCUGGUCCUGGGAUGUCUACAGGAUUGAGGGUUUUAGACAAUCUCUGGGUAGGGGAGACGAGAUAGACCAGACAUAAGGAGUCUGCUUCCCUCCUGUGCCUAUUCCAGGACUCCAACCUCUAAUUCCUAAGUACCUCGAAUGGACUGUUUCAUAGCUCCUCUGACGUAGGCUUUCCCAUCCAACUGGUCGAGAAGGACUCUGCAUUGAUCGAUUUUAGGGAAGAGAUGGUUCAAAUCCUAGUGGUGAAGUUGCAUUAGUCUCCCUUUCACUGUUUUCUGGUUCUUAUUCUGUAAUUGUUUGUUAUAUUUCCCCCAAAUGUCUUGGUCACUAAGCAGAGCUGCUAGUGGGAUUCUGUAUUUUAGUGUCAUCUUUUUUUAUUAUAAUUUAUUGCAAAUUUUCUUCUGAAUAAAUGUAUGUUGUGUGGAAAAGUGUGGUUUUGGGUAGGGAAGAACUGAGGAGGGAGGCUUAUUUCACUGGGUCCCACUUGCCCUUGCUGUAGAGCCCAUCAGCCAUGCCUGUACUGUCAUUUCUGGCCCAUUACAGGGAAAUACCAUUUGCAAGCAAGAAUUUUC